CAGUGUGUAGUGUACGAUCGGCCGUCCAUCGGAUCAGGCACGGAUAACCAAGAAAUUUUGAGUGUUCGUACGAAAUAUUCCGAAGUUUCGAACCCUCUAUUCGUUAUUGUUUCUACUUAGUAUCUAUCAACUUUUCUUUGUAGUUACGCGAGAGCGGGUAUACUUUACAUUGAUUCUCAUUUGCUCGCUACACCACGCCGAGACGCGUCCAGAAGCCUUCGGUUUCGUAUCAUUUUAUACGCGUAUAUAUUUUUUAACCUAACACAGUUGUAAACACAGUGGAUAAAAAUAAGAAUAAAAAAUUGUGUCGAAAAGUGCGCCGAUCGAGAGCUCCGUCCAGAGGGUGCGAGACUCAACGGAGCAAACAUGCGUCGAUCGACGCAGUUAGUGGCGCUAGUGUGCAGCGUUCUUGCGACAGUCGCCGCGGAACCGUAUUACACGGUGAUCGCUCCGAAAGUCGUGCGUCCUAAUUCUGCGUACCUCGUAGCUGUUUCUACUACCGGUGUAUCAACGCCUAGCACCAUCUCUGUAGAACUCGACGGAGAAUUGGAUAACGGAGAUGCUUUCCAAGUAUCACAAGAGAACGUCGUUGAGCCUUACGUUACCAGGCUCUUCAAAUUGGAGGUCGGGGAUGCAUCUCCAGGUCGUUACAGGUUAACCGCGAGCGGCAUCGCGGGUUUCAUAUUCCGCAAUUCCACCGACGUCGAUUACGUGCACAAGAGUUACUCGGUUUUUAUACAGACCGACCGAGGGGUCUACAAACCUGGCAGCAAGGUCCUUUUCCGUUGCAUAGUUCUCGACUCGAAACUCAGACCCGUUCUUCAUCGUCCGCUCGAUCUCUACAUCACGGACGGGGGUGGAAAUAGAAUAAAACAGUGGACGCGAGCCCCCAUAAGUCGUGGAAUAUUCAGCGGCGAGCUUGACCUUUCGGAGUCACCGGUACUCGGCGACUGGAAAAUCGUAGCGAACGUCGUCGACCAAACUUUCGAGAAAGAGUUUCAAGUGGCCGAGUACGUUCUACCGAAAUUCGAGGUCUCCAUCGAUGCCCCGAAACACGCGACCUUCAAAGACGGCAAAGUCACCGCGACCGUUGAAGCAAAGUACACGUAUGGAAAACCGGUGAAAGGGGAAGCGACCGUAACCGCCUAUCCGGACAUAUUUUCUGGCGUGAUACAACCGAUAUUCCAAGCACCGGUGAGAAAAGUAGUGCCGAUCGAUGGAAAAGUUACGAUCGAUUUCGACAUUGUUACCGACUUGAGAUUGACGGACGAGUACGAGAGACCGAUACAAUUGGACGUUGCGGUUGAAGAGGCUCUUACGGGACGGCGUCAAAACGUAUCGAUGCAAAUGACCCUCCACAAACAUCGGUACACCAUGGAUCUCCUGAAAACCUCCGAAUAUUACAAGCCCGGUCUUAAGUACACGGCCUUCAUCAAAUUGACGAAUCACGAUGGAUCGCCUGUACGCGAUGACAAAAAUCCCGUCACCGUUUCUUACGGUUACACCUUCAAUCAAUCGGCUUAUACGAAUAUUACGCGUAUGCUCGACCGAAACGGAAUGAUUCAGCUCGACUUUUAUCCACCGCUAUCUUCGACGGACGAUCCUGCGCUUCCUCUCAAUAUCGAGGCAAAAUACGAGUCUCUCCACGAGUGGUUUCCAGCGACGAAUCAAGCGAUGUCACCGAGCAAUACGUUUAUUCAAGCGAGCCUGAAAACGGAGAAUCCGAUGGUGAAUCGCGAUGUCGAAAUCGAAAUAAAUUCAACGGCGCCAUUGAAGUAUUUGAGUUACGAGGUGCUGGGUCGAGGGGAAAUCAGGAACUCGGGAUCGUUGGAAGUUGCGAUGAGACGUACGGCCAGCUUCAGAUUUUUAGCGACUCACGUAAUGGCCCCUACCGCCCACGUUCUCGUUUAUUACAUACGAGAUGACGGUGAAAUCGUCGCUGACGCGCUCGACGUCGAUCUUGAAGGGGUUUUGCAAAAUUUCGUCGACAUAAAAGUCUCACCGGGUGAUGCACGGCCCGGAGAAUCGAUCGAUCUUACAAUCACCUCCAAACCAAACUCUUACAUCGGUCUUCUGGGAGUUGAUCAACGGUCUCUCAUCCUUAAAUCAGGCAACGACAUUUCUCAUGACCAAGUUAUGAAAGAACUCAAAUCUUAUGACAUGUCCGAAGAUUCGCCAUACGAUGAACCGUUUUUCCAACGACCCUUCUGGCGACCCGGAUCUGCUACAGCCCGAGAUGUAUUUCAAAAAAGCGGGACGAUCGUAUUGACCAAUGGUUACGUCCAUGAACAUUAUCCAUUUCGACAGAGGCCGGCGGGAUAUCCGGAUGGUAGAGUCGGGGGCUCGUCACGUGGUGCAUCCACGUUGAAACCGGACAUUGGUCCGCCGGUAUAUCACAGGCUUGCGACAAGGCCUCCAUUGGCCGGUCCUUACGCAUUCUCACGCAUCCCAACUCCCGUAUGGAAUAAGCCCCGUGUUUUCCCAAUGCAUGACAUCUCAAACACCUGGCUUUUCACAAAUUUUUCCUCAGGACACAAAGGAGAAACGAUGAUUCGUCGAACCGUUCCGGAUAGCAUCACGUCUUGGGUAUUAUCUGCUUUUUCCGUCGAUUCGACUCACGGACUGGGCCUCAUUCAGACACCGAGAAAACUCAAAGUCUUCAAACCAUUCUUCUUAUCGUUGGACCUCCCGUACUCGGUGAUACGCGGUGAAAUAGUCGCGGUACCAAUCGUCGUUUUCAAUUAUUUCAACGAGGAUGUUACGGCGGAAGUCGUUUUGGAACACGCCGGCCAGUUUGAGUUUGCUGAUUUGUCCAAUCGCGUUGACCAACAGAAACCAAAGCUCGAAUUGUUCAGGAAGAAAAAAAUCUUCGUCCCCGCGAAUAAUGGUGUAAGCGUCAGUUUCAUGAUCGUGCCGAGGGAAUUGGGAUACAUUAGCAUCAAGGCGACAGCAACUAGUAAACUCGCUGGUGACAGCGUCGAACAUAAAUUGCUCGUAAAGGCCGAGGGUGAGACGCAAUACAGAAACAAAGCCGUUUUCCUCGAUCUGAGGGAGAAGAACAGUGUGAAAACGAGCAUAACCGUUGACAUAGCGAACAAUACGGUGGUCGGUUCGGAACACGUGGAGAUAUCGGGAGUGGGCGAUAUUCUGGGACCGAGUAUACCGAAUCUUGCGAAUUUAAUAAAAAUGCCAUUCGGCUGUGGAGAACAAAAUAUGCUGAACAUGGUGCCGAAUAUCGUCAUAUUGAAUUAUCUGAAAAACACGAACCAACUGACUCAAGCGGUUCAAAGCAAAGCUCUCAAGUAUUUGGAAAUUGGUUAUCAGCAGGAAUUGACCUAUCGCCAUAAAGACGGCUCUUUCAGUGCUUUCGGAAUGUCCGAUCCCAGCGGCAGCACAUGGUUAACGGGAUUCGUUGCAAAAUCAUUCAAACAAGCCGCUGAGCACAUUACCGUGGAGAAGAGAAUAAUCGAUGAGGCGUUGCUCUGGCUGGCGAAUAAUCAGGCCCCAAACGGAAGUUUCCCGGAAGUCGGUAAAGUCAGUCAUCGAGACAUGCAAGGUGGUGCUGCGAAUGGCCUCGCUCUUACCGCCUAUACUUUGACCGCUUUCCUUGAAAAUCCCGAUUCUACUGAAAAAUACAGGAACUCGAUAAACAAAGGAGUGGAUUAUAUAGUUCGUCAUAUUCAAGAUGUCGAUGAUCUUUACGCCUUGAGCUUAUCAACUUACGUCCUUAAUCUUACGAGACAUCCUCACGAGGACGUUGCUUUCAAUAGGCUAGAAAAUAAGGCACGAAGCAAAGAAGAUUUGAAAUGGUGGAGCAAGCCUGUUCCCGAGGGUGAUAAAAAUCCUUGGUUCUCAUUGCCAAGGUCGGUUGAUGUUGAAAUGACCUCGUACGCAAUGCUCACUUAUUUGAGAAGAAAUCUUAUCACCGACGCCAUUCCGGUUAUGAAGUGGCUCGUACGGCAGAGAAAUACCGAAGGUGGAUUCUCCUCGACUCAGGACACCGUCGUAGGGAUUUACGCCCUUUCAAAAUUGGGCGAAAAGUUGUUGUCCGGUAACAACAGUGUUUCAAUUACAUUCAUGUACGAGGGUGGUGGACAAAGCCAGAUGAAUAUUAACUCGGCAAAUGCUAUGAUUCUUCAAAAACACGUACUUCCAAGAAAAACAAGACUCGUUAAUAUAACAGCGAGCGGAACAGGGUUCGCCUUGAUUCAAGUGUCGUCCCGUUAUAAUUUGAACGUAACCGGUGCAUGGCCGUUGUUUGGGUUGGAUCCGCAAGUCGACAAAAAUUCGAACGCGAAUCAUCUUCAACUCUCGAUUUGCUCCCGGUUUUUCCCCACAAAAGAGGCCAAUGAGAGCAACAUGGCUGUGAUGGAGGUCAAUUUACCUUCUGGAUUUACGGUUGACAUGGAUUCUUUACCGAGUCUUGAGACUUCUCAGAAUGUAAAACGCGUCGAAACGAAAAACGGAGACACCAUGGUCGUUUUGUACUUCGACAAAAUGAUCCGACAAGAAUAUUGUCCAACGGUCUCUGCCUUCAGAACUCAUAUGGUAGCGAAACAAAAACCGGUUCCUGUCUCCAUUUACGAUUAUUACGACUCGUCGAGGAGAGCACGAGUUUUCUACGAGCCUCGAAUCACGGAACCCUGCGACAUUUGCGACGAUGAUGAAUGCCGGGAAACGUGCGAGGGUCAAUCGAGCAAAUUGAACACAACGAGAGCAUCGGCUGACAGAGCAUCGUUAUCCGCAUACUUUAUUGUUGUUUAUUUGUUUAUUGUUAAUGUUGUUUAUCCUUUGAAUUAGGGACUGUUACGAACGAAUGAUUCGAGUCUACCGAGGGCUGGUUGUUUCAACCCCGGUUGAGCGAUCCUGCAAAUAAGACUCCACGGUUCGAUGCUUCUCACCAUCGAGUACUCUACUUGGAUAAAUGAUCCUUUGAACGAUAAAAACAUGGGUCGAAUUUGGUAACAAGUACAGACAAAAUUAUGUAUAGUCGGACGAAUAUUUUUCAAUCCAAGUCUUGUAUUAAUAAUAUUUUCUAUUUUAUUUUUAUAUAAAUAUUCUGAAGGCGAUUUUAAUUCUAACACAUUUAAAAUUUUGGAGAAAUACUAAAUUGCAUCGUAUAUGAAUAAUGUGUAUUAUGCAUUUAUCAGCGUUCGUUCGUUCGGAAUGACCGAUGUCGAGUCGCGUAUAUAUAACUUGAGAAUAAUAUGUCUGUAUUGUUACGAUACGGAGGAGUAAUCAAAACGUUGGCAAAUUUUUAGAUUGAAAAACGGUCGGAUUAUGAAUUUAUGUAGACAUAUAUAUAUACAAGGAUAGGAGAUAGAUUUAUAUAUUUGUCCCGUAGAGUGUAUUUGAAGCAAUGGAAAACACUUUUGUAAAACCUCAAAUGAAUUUGUAAAUUAUGAAUAGCAAUAGCGAAGGAGCAACGAUCGCAGGUUUACCAUUGAAAUUUUGUAACGUUUGCUUUAUUUUGAUGACAAUAAUUGAAGUUUGUUUCGUUGUUA
Molecule: messenger RNA, 5504 nt
Organism: Venturia canescens
Lineage: Eukaryota; Metazoa; Arthropoda; Insecta; Hymenoptera; Ichneumonidae
Product: CD109 antigen-like
Exons: 20
Coding region: 367-4800 (1477 amino acids)
Cellular component (GO): extracellular region
Molecular function (GO): endopeptidase inhibitor activity
Source: RefSeq, a predicted model, not a curated record